Talaromyces stipitatus ATCC 10500 is the source of this 1720-nucleotide messenger RNA. RefSeq lists its product as uncharacterized. The record is from RefSeq and is a predicted model, not a curated record. The transcript has 2 exons. NCBI's taxonomy places the organism in Eukaryota, Fungi, Ascomycota, Eurotiomycetes, Eurotiales, Trichocomaceae. Bases 14 to 1720 code for a protein of 568 amino acids.
AGUUCAAUCGACGAUGGCCGAGUAUGUGGGAUCGACUAGGGACGCAGAGAGUCGAUCGCUUGGACCCGAUGAUUGGCCUGGCGACUCUUUCCAGAAAAUUGUUCACGAACUGGAGCAGACCAGGUAUAAAGUGGCGAGUUUGCACGGUUCUAUGCGCGAGGCUGCCAAUGCGUCUUCGCGGUCCCGGAUUCGUUCUCUCAAUAUUCUGGACCUACCUGACGAGUUAUUAAGGGCGAUCUUCGAACAAUCUAGGAAACGGUGGGUAUCAACUGAAAAUUACUUCUUUAUUCCCGACUAUGGCAAUUGGGAAGGAAUCAAGGACAUCAAAAACAUCCGACUGACUUGUCGGCGGUUCUGUAAUACAAGUUCCCACCUUCUUCUCCGCCAUAUCGAUGUUUCCAUGCGUCCAUCCUCCCUUGCUCACCUGGAAGAGGUAGCACGUCAUCCACUUCUCAGCAAAGGGAUCCAGGCGGUUCGAGUCCACCUCAACUACUUUAGUGCCCACCUAGCGACGGAUAUGUUUCAUUUCACCGCGCUUGCUAUUAUGCACUUGGAAGAUACACUGGAUUUUUACAGAUUCGAUUUUGAGCGUGAUUCAGACGAGCAACCUUUCGACAUACCGCGCGAGAAACUAGGACCGGCCAUCGAGAAGGCUGAACUGAUUUUAGAAGAAUGGUCGGAGUUUUUGAAUGUACUACGGGACUCGGACGGAGACCCAGACAUCAUCGAAGAAGAAAUUGCCAAGAGCAGGGAAGUAGCAGGACUGGAGAGCGUGCUUAAAGACGGCGCGUUUGUUCAAGCUAUUGUCACUGCCAUGUCAAAGAUGCCCACUGCAAAAAAGCUGUUUGUGGGGGACUUAUUUCGAGAUUUCGAGGACGGUCGACGCAACUAUGUGAAGCCUUUUGUGGACGCGGUGGAGGAUCCUGAAGGUCUUGCCGCAGUUGGGACGGUUAGGGCCCUGGAUUGGGACGCUGCGAGGUCUAAACAGCUGGAUGACCAGCCCAAAGAGAUCCUCCUUCAACUUCUCAUGACUGUCUUCGAUAAUCACAUUCCGAUUAAUUAUCUUUGUAUAGAACUUUCGCCUGCUGCUGACUUGUCAAUCCCAGCCACCCAGGAGCAGCUUCAGCAGCUAGCAGCAGGGAUGGAACACCUGCGAGUGUUCGACUUCCGAGGAUCUGCUUCUCAAACAGGCGGAGGACCGAUAGUUGACCAUGGCCCGGAGCAAAUCGCCAGCUUUGGCUCGUUGAUUUCAGCAUGCAUGGGAGGGAAGGCUCUUACGCGACUCGACGUUUACCUGAGCUUUGCACUCGAUGAUUUUGCCCCUCAACCACCUGUUAGUAUGGGUUCUCUUCUCGUGUCACGACAUUGUCCAAACUUGGAGACUCUGCGCCUGUCACACUUCCCUCUUCAUCUGAGCGAACUGAAAACAUUCAUUGAAGGCCUUAACGGGCCUCUUUGCAUUAAUUUGGAUAAUGUCUUGUUACUGAGCGGUACCUGGACUGAAGCGCUUGACCUGAUUCGUAAAAAGGCAAACUGGGAAUCAUUCGUUACACGGCAGCGCGGCGCUGAGUGCGAUGACAUGUCUGAGGAAGAAACCCUGGUCAUCUUCGGCAAGGAUAGCUUUCCUUCUUUUGGCGAGGAAGGCAAAGCGACUUGGUAUGUCAGAGGCUCUAUAAAGGACAAUCCGCUGAGAAUUCGAGAGGGCACUUCGGCCUCAUGA